AUGGAGGCAGCUCCAGACAAGCUUCCUGGCCCAUGGCUUCCUGGCAGGGGACCGCCGGCGGCCAGGAUGCCUUCGGCGGGGCGAGUGACCCAGGUUCCGAAUGGGAACGCCUACCAGCAGAUCUUUGAGGCCCAGGUGCAGCUAGUCCAGUCCCUGGCGGCCAGCAGGAAGCAGGCUGCGGAGCACCCUGUGAGCCUGAAGAGCGGCCACUUGCCCUUGAUGAGGAAGGUGGAGGCGUCCAAAGGAGAGAUGCUGACUCCCCGGCAGCAGAAGUGGGCACACAGCCUGCCCAACGACUGGGUCACAGAGAACCCUGUGCUGUACAGGGAAAAGAAAAUGGCCAGGAGGGAAAAAUCCCAAGAGAGCGAGAACACCAUCGCUGCCCGGGAAGUCCGAGGCCUUGGGGACACCAUUGUUCCUGAGAAGAUAAACACCAUCGCCCUUCAAGGGAGAGGCGACUACAAGAAGGGCAGCUAUGAGAGGGCUCUGGUGAACUUCCAGGAGGAGAUCGAGCAGAUCGGGCUGGAAAUGGAACCCCUCAUCUUGGAGUCGGGAACCCUUCUUUUGAAAAAGUUGGCUGAGUGUGAUGAAGACAUUGACCAUCUGUUCACAAAGGUGGAAAAUGACCCCAAGCUCCAGGAAUACACCAUACAAACGCUGUGGGAGCUGCAGGAUAAAGUAACAGAGAAGUGUGUGCUCCGGAAGCAGGGGAUUAAGGAGCUGGACGAAACUCUGCACUCCCUUGAGUUCUCAAGAGCUGGUAAACUGAAAGACGUGUUGAAGAAGUAUGUGGAAAUCAUUGAGAAAACAUCCUAUGUCAUGCUGCACGAUGUGUACAGACUGAUGAACAAAGAAGCCAUGAUCAUAAACCAGGCCCUGCUGGGCAACCGGAGGGCCAUCGCUCAGCUCUUCCUCAACCUGAUGGAGGCCACCCUGCAGCAGGAGGUCCGCGUCCACCGCCGCUGGCAGGACCUGGUGGACACCUGGAAGGCACUCAAGAAGGAGGCUCUGGUGCAGAGUUUCAGUGAGUUCAUGGCCAGUGAGGAGGUCCAGUCUCCUCCAGCUGUGAAGAAGGAGCUGGAGGCCAUGAUGAGAACCCAAAAGAGCCUGCAGUGCAAGCGGCUGGAGCAUCUCUCCAGGUUCUGUGAUCUUCUGCCUCCCGUUUAUAGCAAAGCUCGUCUGACUGAAUGGUAUUCUUCUCUCAUUGCCCUGAAUAAGCAACUGGACACCUACCACGUGGAGUGCAUGGCGCGUAUCCACCUGCUGUAUGAGAAGACCUGGCAGGAGUGCCUGGCCCAGGUGCAGACGUGCAAGAAUCAGCUGCUGGACUGGAAAGUCUUCACUGAGGAGGAGGCCGAGAACCUGGUGAGCCCGUCCUUCUUCCAGAUGGUGGGCGUGCUGCAGAGCAAGGUGGAGGAGGAGCUAGAGUUCAUGGACAAAUCCUUCGAGGUCCUGGCAAAGCAGACGGAGUGGCAGAGCCUGGAUCUCUUCAACUACUUCCAGGAGGCCAUACGGCUCUGGGAAGCCCACCAGAACAUGCUGUCAGUGCAGGAGCUGGAGCUUGAGAGGAGGAUGGAGCAGCAUCGGCAAAAACAGAACCAGGAGAACCAGGCCCAGGAGGCUAACCUGGAUAAACUUUUGGACCAACUGAGGCAGCAAAACCAUGAGCAGACACUGAAGCAUCACCUGGAAAAGGCCAAAGAUUUUCUGAAUAGCAUGAAAUUAAGGUAUGAAUGUUUCCACGUCAUCCUGACGAAGGAAGUGAUGGACUACCCAGCUAUGAUCCUGAAGGAACUCAAUUCCUACAGCUACUCCCUCAGCCAACACUUUUUCGUUCGGGAAAUCUUUGAACAGAACUUGGACGGGGUUGUCUUUGUCAGACUCAGGGAACCAGAAAUCCACGAAAAGCACAUUCAGGAGAAGAUGCGAAAGCUGGGGAGAAAACAAAGAGCUUCCGCUGAAAGGAACAAAAAUGGGGAAAGUGUAAGUAGCGGGCAGAGUUCCCCCAGGCCAGAGGCAGAGACGGAGGAGGUGGAAGGAGAAAAAUACAGAGAAACCCAGUCCUUCAUGAGCGAGGAGCUGUUGAAUCAGCCGGAAGGGUCUCUUCUGUUCGACGAGGUGGACGAGUCCGGAGAGGGCUCUGCUCAGGGAUUAGAGGAGACGCGGGCAACAGAGAGCUCCUCAAGACCGUCCCCAACCGAGGAGCACGUGAUGGCUCAGGAGGUGGAGGAGGAGGAGGAAGAGGAGGAAGAUGAGCCUGCGUCUGGGGAGGAGGCUGAGUCCCAGGAGGAAAGUGUGAGGGAACCCUCCAGCCAGGUCGUGGAGUCCUUCGUCACCUCCAGUGGGAACACCUAUUUUGUCUUCGUACCCCUGGAAGAGGAAGAGUACAGCCAGAGGCCCCACUCCUGCCUCUCGUCCGCGCUCUCCCAGGACACCUGCGAUACUGAGUUCCUGCAGCACGUGGUCAUUCCGUCCAGGCUGCUUUCAGAAAUUAAGAGGCAACUUCGGGUUGGCCUGUUCAACCACCUCGAGAAGUGGUUUGACCAGUGCGCUGUUAAUGUCCGGGUCGUCGUGGCCACCAAGAUCGAGGAGCUGGAGUCAGAACUGGAGCUGCGUAUGCACCUGCACGAGCCCCGAGCCCAGCGUAUCGAGAGAGACAUCCACAACGUCAGGGCAGCCGAGCUCUUGCUUCAUGAAGAGCGGGUGGACAGUCACUGUGCUGGCGUGGUGGAGAUGCUGAAGAAGGAGCGGCUGAUGUUCUGCCGGUUCCAAGAAGAACAAAACGCGAGGAGCAAGAACUUCUGCCACAAGAUCCACGACAUGGAGCACACCUUCCUGAACGCCUCAAGGAGUGACAAGCUGAUCAUGCUCAGCAGCACGCUGCACCGGGAGCUGCUGAGCUACGUUGACGUCGUGCAGGUGUCCCUGCGCAGCUUCCGCCAGUACCUGGAGGAGAGCCUGGGCAAGCUGCGCUACACCAACAUCGAGUUCAUCAAGCAGUGCAGAUUGUUUUCGGAGGGAGGCAACUUUUCUGCUGAAGAGAUAGACUCGCUGCGUAACAGGCUGGAGGAAGAAGGCUCCCGGAUAGAGUUUGUUGAGAGUCUAAUCAUGACCAACAUGGAGAAAAUGGAGAGUGAAUACCUGGACCAGGCCAAUGAUGUCAUCAGUAAGUUUGAAAGUAAAUUCCAUAAUCUGUCCGUGGACCUCAUAUUCAUAGAGAAAGUCCAACGCUUGCUGACAAAUCUGCAAGUGAACAUCAAAUGUGAGGUGGCAAAAUCCAACUUGCAAGCAGAUGAAUUAAAUUCUUCUCUGGAGCAACUGAAAAGCAAGAUAGAAACCUGUCGCAGCUCGAGAGAGAAAAAUACCGUGAGCGUAGAGGACGUCCUCAACUUUGUCCGAAGUUGGAUCGCAAAGAUGAGCCAGAGAGUUCGGUACCUGCACUGCCACCUGGAUCUGGUGACUGUGACUCAAGUGGUGUUCACUGACAACAUUGUGACUGACCCAGAGGUGGAGAGUGACCAUUUGGUGUCAUCAGAAGUCCUUGAAGAAGAGGCCAAGGUGGACAUGGUCACCCCAGAAUCCUUUGCCCAGCCCAGCCGUGUGGGGAGGUCCAUGAUUGAGGACCCAGUAGUGGAGGUGGUCAAGAGGAUCCUACAAAUUCCCAACACAAAAGCCUCAGGCCAUCUGUGUGAAAGAGAUGUAUCUCAGACAGGUAACGCCAAGGGGCCUGGUGGUCUCUGGGCAGCUGGAAGGGGAAGUGCGGCGUCGCGUGGCCCCUCCUCACAGCCCGUCUUCUGCUCUUGUCCUGCGUACUCAUCACCCAAAGGCUUGAAACGACCUGGGCGCAGGAGGGAGAACUCCCUGAAGAAGGCCUUGUCUGCUGCCAGUGCCACUUCAGUGGGGAGCGUCGGCCGGCACUCCAAGCACAACCGAAUGGACAAGAAGUUCCAGGUGCUCGGGGAUAAGCCACCGCCUCCAGCCCAGCAUUUUAAAGGAACCAUCCUGACCCUCCUGUGGGAGAGCAAUGAGCAGCUGCUGAUCGUCAUAGAGGAAUAUUACCGCAAAGAGAGGCGCCCAGUCACCAGGCCUGACUGCAUGUAUGAAACCUUGGAGCAGUGCGCGGAGAACAUUGGCAAGAAGAUCCUGGAGUACCAGAGCCAGACAGACGAGUACCACAACUCCUGCCUCGUCGAGUUACGGAUUCAGCUGAGGAGGUUUGAGGAGCUGUUGCCCCAGGUGUCUUGGCUCGUGACAGAACAUUUCAAGGAGCACUACUGGAGAAGGUUCUCCAGCUCCAUCAGUGAGAUUUGGGACCAGUUCCAGGAGCAGCUGAUGCAGCUGGAGAGAGCUAAGGAUGAAAACGCCCAAAAGCUCCAUCCAAAUCUCGGACACCCGACAAACUUCCAAGAAAUGGAGUCUCUGUGCCAAGUGGAAGAGAAAAGGCAGGAAGCGCUGGAUACUGUGAUUGAGACAUACAAGGAGAAGCUGGAGGAAUUCACCAGGAAGUACAGCCGGUUUUUCAUAGCCACCCUGGCCAACUUCACCAAGAAAUUCCUGCUGCAGUUGGAUGAAGUGGUCACCAUCGAUGACAUCCAGGCUCCAAAGAUGGAGCCUCCCAAGCAGAAAACGUCGAUCCUCAUUCGGAGAAAGCUUGCCGGGCUCUCCUUGGAGGAGGAGCGAGAGAAGCCCCUGAUUGAGAGGGGGAGCAGGAAGUGGCCGGGAAUCAAACCCACCGACUUCACCAUUCAAAACAAGACUCUCCUCCAGAAGACCCCAUCCACAGCCACCACCAAAACGACCCUGGGCCACCUGGCGGCCGUGGAAGCCCGAGACGCUGUUUACUUGAAAUACCUAGCCUCGCUGGAGGAGGAGAUGAAGAAGAUGGAGAGGGACAACGCGUUGCGGGUGAAGGAAGCCCUGCGCUGGAAGGAGAGCUGGAAGCGCUCCGUGCACACCAUCCGGGGCCUGUACUCCCAAUUGGAGGAGCAGCGUGCCCCAGAAGCUGGUGUACUGGAGCACUCAGCGCCCAGCGUGAGCUUCCAGGACAGCUUUGCUGGAGAGGAACUCGGCGAGACACUGAAUGAUGCCACAACCAAGCCACCGUGGCCCCUGUGGUGCCUCCAGUGCGACAGGUGGCGGCUGCGCACCAAGUUCAUGGGGCAGCUUCUAAAGCGCGUCUCCCACCCAGAAGCGGCGGCUCGGUUCGUGCGGGGAAACCGAAAGUGGGCGGCGGCCGCGGCGGCGGCCCUGGCGGAGACGGCGGCGGCAGCUGAGCGCAGAGGCGCUGGGACGGGCCGUGGGCCCCCGGAACUAGGUGAGCACGGGUCCGGCGGGCUCCGGGCUCGACAGGUGCCGGACAACGUCGGACGAGGUUUCGGGCGGACUCUGCCCAAUGGAGCAGCCCAGGCAGACCGCUAA
Molecule: messenger RNA, 5418 nt
Organism: Orycteropus afer afer
Lineage: Eukaryota; Metazoa; Chordata; Mammalia; Tubulidentata; Orycteropodidae
Gene: CCDC180
Product: coiled-coil domain containing 180
Source: RefSeq, a predicted model, not a curated record